This is a messenger RNA of Doryrhamphus excisus (bluestripe pipefish), 1985 nucleotides long. The record is from RefSeq and is a predicted model, not a curated record. Lineage: Eukaryota; Metazoa; Chordata; Actinopteri; Syngnathiformes; Syngnathidae.
CGUAUGGCUGCCACCAGGGGGUGCACAUGAGUUCAAGAGCUCAUGAGAACGAAAACAUGGACCUCACAAAAAAGAAAGACCGCACCGAGACAAGGAUGCAAGACCUGAAAAUUUUACAGCUUUAAAGAGAAGACUAUCGUCAUUUCAGAGCAAAAUUUCAAUGAGCUCAUCCUCGAGCUCAUCCUCAUGAAUCCACCAUCGGGUCCAGUGGGACCUCCUCCCUGCCACUGGCGCCCGCCGGCACAUGCGCGCACCUCACCCUGCUGAGUUAUAGUGUUUGCAUGUUGACAUGGUGCGCCUGGAAUGGGACACCUCACUUCUGUGUAUACGCUUGGCUGGAGCGCUACUGCUGCUUUAUUCAUCCUGUUUGGGAUCGUAUUGGAGAGCACGCCACAGGAGAGACUCAUCAAAGCGCCGAAGCUAACGUCAUUUGAUUCAGCCGCCGUGCCGCCGCCAACACUUUGGCGUCCACCUCAACUAAACUUUGCAGAAAUGCGAUCUGAAAAUGAACCUGAUAGUGCAGCCCAGAUGAAUUACUCAUUUCUGUUUUGCUGUUUUGCUUGAAAAGAGAGAGUGGCGCAUGGAGAAAUGCUGAUGCCACCUGAAGGUGUCAUCGUGCCAGAUAUAAGAGCUGAUGGCUGCUUAUCGACUGUGGACAACACGCCAACUGACUAACGACGGUUUAACAUUUGGUGUGAUAUGUUGCAUGCGAUGGCGUUACAAGACCUGUGCAACUUCCACAGUGGACAUAAAACUGGACGUGUGACUUGUGGGUCUGUUAGCCAUAAUGCACCGUUUGACUUCUAUAUCCCAGCUGCAGAGUGUGUUCACAUAAGUAUGCACUUUGCACUAUCUUGGAGCACCUCAACGCCUUCUCAACCACCUUUCACCAUGUCUCACGGCACCACCACCUUGGCCUUCACCUUCAAGGACGGCAUACUGGCAGCGGCGGACACUCGAUCCAGCUGCAGUGGCCUGGUGGCCAGCCCGGACUCCCAGAAGGUGGAGCCCAUCCACAGCCACCUGGUGAGCACGAGCUCGGGCACCUCGGCCGACUGCGCCCUCUGGAAGCGGAUACUGGCACGGGACCUGUGGCUGUACCAGCUCAGACACGGAUGCCGGUUGUCCACCGGCGGUGUCGCCAAGCUGCUCUGGCACAUGCUCCUCCCGUUUAAGGGGAGCGAGUUGUGCAUGGCCACCACCUUGUGCGGCUGGGACCGGGGGCCCGGCCUGUUCUACGUGUGCAGCGAUGGGACUCGCCUCCAGGGAACGCUCUUCUCUGUGGGCUCGGGAUCACCUUACGCCUACGGCAUCCUGGAUCAAGCACUUCAAUGGGGGAUGACAGUGGACGAGGCCACGCUGGUUGCAAGGGAGGCCGUGUAUCGAGCAGCCCACCGGGAUGCGUACUCCGGCAACUGUGUGGACGUCUAUCACAUCUCCUCAAAGGGAUGGACCCGCAGGAGACGAGAGGACUUGAGAGAUGAGUUUUACAGAGAGAAGACCAGAAAGGAAACUUUAGAAUGAGCUCACUGGGAUGGACUUAGUCAUCAUAUUUUCACAUUUCUUUUUAUUGAUUUUAAAUUGGUUAUGCAGCAAUAGAAACAGUAAUUCCACUGAUCUCUUCCAUGAGCCCGUCAUCUAACAUGUUUAAUUUUUAUUAAUGUUUAAUUCAUGUUUAAUUUUUAAUUUUUAUUUUAUUUAUUUAAUUUUUAUACUAUUUUUAUUUUAUUGAGUGAGCUCCAAGAAUUUGGACAAAAUGCAUAUCUAAUAUGAUCCAAAAUGUCAUUCCUUUGGCAAGCUAUUAACUUUUUCUUUGGCUUUUUCUGGACUCUACAAUGGAUGUUUGGAUAAGUAGAAGAACAAAAAUCUGACCACGCACUGUGGCUACGUAGACCGUAAAGGCUGUGAUAAGUUGGCUCCCCCAACACCUUGUUCUCUGAUUUUGGAUCAACAUUUGCAAUAAAAUUGAUGGUUGUGAUAAAUGG